This is a messenger RNA of Ruditapes philippinarum (Manila clam), 3195 nucleotides long. RefSeq names its product synaptogenesis protein syg-2-like. Lineage: Eukaryota; Metazoa; Mollusca; Bivalvia; Venerida; Veneridae. The transcript has 12 exons. Gene Ontology annotation, molecular function: cell adhesion molecule binding. The annotation marks the transcript as partial. Gene Ontology annotation, cellular component: cell-cell junction. Gene Ontology annotation, biological process: cell-cell adhesion. The record is from RefSeq and is a predicted model, not a curated record.
UCUAGUACAAUUUGUCAAGCGAAAUUGGCUUAGUUGUAUGUAUAGUUGAUUGAUUUACUUGUAUGAAUCCGUAAUUGUAAAUUUGUAUCUAUUUUAGUUCCUGUUGUAAACGUGUCGCUGCAUUUGGUUGGACCAAGUUCUAGUUUCAUUAAAGAGCAUUCUCGACAAACAAUCAAGUGUAAGACAUCACCUAGUCGACCACAACCUAAUGCAAGCUGGUUUCUUUAUGAAGCUAACAAUAAAGUUAAACAUAAAAUUACUAUCAAUUCAUCAAUACAGAUUAUUUCUAGCGGAGCUGGACUUGUAUCUGUUGAAAGUACCUUACAAAUUUAUCCAAAUAGAUCAAUAAACGAAUGGGUGCUGCAUUGUGAAGCGUGGACAAACAACGAAACCCGCACCCUUCAGAGCAAAGGAUUGACGUUAAAUAUUGCAUACCCCCCGGACAGGCCUCCUGUUAUUUUCGGAUUCGAGAACGGCGAAAAGUAUCCACUGAUAGAAUCAGAAAUUGGCAAGUUGUCUUGUUCUACACAUGGCGGGAAUCCACUUGCUAUUUUGACAUGGAAGUGCUAUAACAAUAAACCGGAAUCGACAACCAUUGAAGACAAAAACGUUUCCAGCACUGUUACAUGGUCAGGUUUACGUGAUCAAUCAUCUUGUACUUGUAUUUCAAAUCAUUCCUGGUCUGGGACAACACAAACUACGACAAUAGGGAUUGAUGUUCUUUACUCUCCAAGUAAACCAACAUUAACAAUCAACGAUACAGACGUUUCAAAUGUUAUUAACGUUAUACUGAACAACACCGUCUACGUUAAAUGCGAAAGUAAAAGCAAACCACACCCAACCUACUCAUGGACAGGUCCUGCCGACAUGCAAAGAACAAUACAAAUACUAAAUGUCACAAUUAAUGACACAAAAGACAGGAAGUAUAAAUGCAUUGCAACAAAUCGAAUGGUUAGACAAAAUGGUACAUACGUAGAUGGACGUAAUGAAUCUGGUGUUACAAUAAAGGUGCUGUAUCCACCUGGGAAGCCUUAUUUCAAAUAUGAAUAUAGCAAUGGCACAAAGGUUAGUACUCAAAACAUGAUAGACGUUAUAGCAGGAGACUCGUUUUCGGUACAUUGUCUUACAACAGGAAAUCCACAACCUACAAACAAGUGGGACAGUAAUGAAGGCAACGAUAUUUUAAAGAUAACUUCAAUUACUUUCGACACAAAUAAAACAUGCCAUGCAAUGUACACAAUGGAGGAAACAGUCGGUGAACGUCGAACAGGAUCGACAUCUGCGUCAUUUUUUAUCAGGGUUCUUUAUCCGCCACAUAUUCCUAAGUUCACGAUUUCGAACGGAACGAGACAAGUAAACGUCACAUCAGCGACUAUACAACUAAAAGAAACAGACAACAUCAAUAUGACCUGUUUUUCUGAUGGAAAACCUGUUCCAAAUUACACUUGGACUAGCCACAAUGCUCAAAUACAUGAAAAUAUACGGCAAUUUGCUAAUAUCAUUCGAAAGGAUGCCGGGAAGUACACAUGUAAUGUGAAUAACGUGAUGGAACGCAGUUUUGGUGACACUGAACAUGGGUUGAACGUUUCCAGCAUAUCUCUCGACAUAUUGUAUCCAUCAACCAUUUCAUCACUAGAAGACAUAAGUAUUCAUGAAGGUUCAGACCUAAAUGAAACAUGUCAAGUUCAGAAGGGAAACCCAACUAAAGAAAGUGUGUCAUGGACUAGAAUAAGUGAUGACAAGAAUUGGAAGAAUAGUCAACUGAUUAUAACUAAUGUUUCUAGAGCAGACGAUACAAAUUAUACAUGCACUUUACGAAGUACAAUCAUCCCAACAAUUGGUGACGAAACAUUGACUAUAAGAAGCAAAACAAUACAUCUAAAUGUUUUUUUUUCGUCAGAAAUUAAACAUUUUACUGUUGUUAAAGACAAGUCAAGUGGAACUUUUAUUGUUAACCAAAGAGAUGAAGUUUCAUUAGAAUGUACAGCAGAAGCUAACCCAGUCUCGAUUUUAUCUAUAUACAAUACACAUGGCAAGAGGAUAUGGACAGUAAAAAACAGAAAUGUGCUGCUUUACAGCAUUAAUAAUGCUUCGUUCGAAAACGCAGGCAAAUAUAAAUGUGAAGGCAGAAACAACUACACAAAAGAUAAACCAUCAGUAUCAGAACUGACAAUGAUUGUCAAAUGUUCACCACGACCGUCACGUGAUAGCAUAUUUCCUAAUAAGAUCGCAGCUGCUCAAUUUACAAACAAGACUUUGAAUUUUGUUGCCUAUGAAUACUUGGAUGAAGAAAAGAAAACAGAAUUUAUGUGGCUUCACAAAAAUAUUUCAAUCGAGAGAAAUGAUGAAAAAUUUGAAAUAAUUUCAAUUGGAUUGAAUUCUAGCCUUUCUGUUAGAAACAUUACACAAAUGGAUUUUGGAGAAUAUAGCGUCAAAGUUUCAAACACAAUAGGAGAGUAUAUUCAUCACUAUAUGUUGCAAGCAGAAGAUAAGCCAGAUGUGCCUAUAAAUUUAACGUACAAAUCCGGGUCAAUCACUAAAUCGUCAGUAACAUUGGUUUGGACUCCAGGUUUUGAUGGUGGCUUUCCACAGACUUUCAUUUUGUUAUAUCAGUACAAUCAGGAGGAGAAGUGGAAUAGUGUUCAAGUUCAGAAUACAAAUGAACAGGAAAUGAACUAUACCUUAACUGGCUUGUUGAGUUCGAAAGUGUAUAAUAUUGCAAUGUUUUCAAUGAAUAAAAAAGGGAACUCCCCCUAUACCAAGAAGCUUCAGAUCACAACUAAAAUGAACCUUAAAACAGCAGACUCACAAUCAUCAGAUAAUGUUGGCAUUAUAGGUGGAAGAAACUCGGUUUCUAAGAAGAAAAAAAGAACAAGUGUGACAAAACAUGAGAAAGAAACAACCUUCGAAGAUCUUCAAGAGGUUGAUGAUGUUCCAAAUAUAUUUAGUGAAAUCACUGAAUACUCAAAUUCUCCUGAAAUUAUUGAACAAAUAGAUAGAAUUGGAGUGUCGGAGUUGUACGCUUAUGUCUGUGGGCGCAAAGAUACAUUUGAAAUUGAGUACCAGCAGGGAAUGAAAUGUGAGCAGUACUGGCCAAAUGAGGCUUCUUUAUGUCAAUAUGGCCAAGUUACCGUGACAAGUAAAACUACUGAAGUUUUUGCAGAGUAUACAGUUAGAACAUUUACGGUUUUAAAG